AUGGUCGGCCAACGCGGCCCCGUUCCCGUCCCGCAUCGCGACGGCGACCGCGAUGUCACGCAGCAAAUCCUCGACCUGCUGGACCAGAAGCCCACGCUCCGCUCGUCGGAAGACCUCGCCGACGUCUCCCAGGUCGAGAUCAAGGCCGCCCUCGACAGAUUGGCCUCGCGGUCUAUGGUCACGUAUGAGACGGCCGACUCGGAGCUGGUCGUCCUGACCAAGGAAGGCCAGGCCAUAAGCGACGAGGGCAGCCACGAGUUCAAGGUGUGGGAGGCGGUCAAGCAGGCGGGCAAGGUUGCGAUCAAGGAGCUCCCGGGCCUGGUCAAGAACGCCGACGUCAAGGUCGGCCAGGGCAAUGCUUUCCGGAACAAGUGGAUCAAGAAGGACGGCGACUCGCUCAUCCCGCUGGCCGACGAGGUGCAGGACACCACCCGCGCUGAGCUGCAGAAGAUUGGCGAGACCAAGCGCGUCGAGGCCCCCAAGGCGCUGGCCGAUCUGAAGAAGCGCAAGCUCGUCACCACGACCAAGGUCUUCUCCUACACGGUGCAAAAGGGCGACAAGUACGCCAAGGUCAUGCCCGUCGAGGUGACGGACCUGACGGCCGACAUGCUGGCCGACGGCUCGUGGGAGUCGGCCAACUUCAAGCCGUACAACUUCAACGCGCUGGGCGCGCCCCAGAACGCCGGCGCGCUACACCCGCUGAACAAGGUCCGCGCCGAGUUCCGCAACAUCUUCUUCAACCAGGGCUUCGUCGAGAUGCCGACUGCGCGCUUCGUCGACUCGGGCUUCUGGAACUUCGACGCCCUCUUCGUCCCGCAACAGCACCCCGCCCGCGACAUGCAAGACACCUUCUUCAUCUCGGACCCGGCAGCGGCGGACCCGCCGCGUGACGACCCCAUUGCCGAGCAAGCCAUGAAGGAGAUGGAAGAGGGCGCGCGCCGGCUGUACUCGAACCCCGAGGCAGAGAAGCAGAUCAAGCCGCGCGACUACGAGAAGUACUUCCAAAACAUCAUCGAUGUGCACCAAGACGGAGCCUUUGGGUCGAUCGGGUACCGGUACCCAUGGUCGAAGGAGGAGUGCCUGCGGUUGGUGCUGCGCACGCACACGACGGCCGUGUCGACAUGGGUGCUGCACCGCCUGGCGGAAGACCCGCGGCCCGCGCGCUACUUCAGUAUCGACCGCGUCUUCCGUAACGAGACGGUCGACGCGACGCACUUGGCCGAGUUCCACCAGAUCGAGGGCGUCAUUGCCGACUUUGGCCUCACGCUGGGCGGCCUGCAGAAGUUCCUCGAGACCUUCUUCGCCCACAUUGGCAUCACGAACCUGCGCUUCAAGCCCGCGUACAACCCCUACACGGAGCCGUCGAUGGAGAUCUUCGGCUACCACACCGGUCUGGCCAAGUGGGUCGAGAUUGGCAACUCGGGCAUGUUCCGCCCGGAGAUGCUGCUGCCCAUGGGCCUGCCGGCCGACCUGCGCGUCUAUGGCUUUGGUCUGUCCCUCGAGCGCCCCACGAUGAUCAAGUAUGGCGUGAGCAAUAUUCGUGACCUGCUGGGCCACAAGGUCGACCUCAACUUCAUCGAGAGCAAUGCCGCGGUUCGUCUGGACAAGAACUAA
Aplosporella prunicola CBS 121167 is the source of this 1614-nucleotide messenger RNA. RefSeq lists its product as uncharacterized. NCBI's taxonomy places the organism in Eukaryota, Fungi, Ascomycota, Dothideomycetes, Botryosphaeriales, Aplosporellaceae. Bases 1 to 1614 code for a protein of 537 amino acids. The record is from RefSeq and is a predicted model, not a curated record. The transcript has 3 exons. Gene Ontology annotation, molecular function: ATP binding; phenylalanine-tRNA ligase activity; tRNA binding. Gene Ontology annotation, biological process: phenylalanyl-tRNA aminoacylation. Gene Ontology annotation, cellular component: phenylalanine-tRNA ligase complex; cytoplasm; cytosol.